Pelobates cultripes (western spadefoot toad) is the source of this 34883-nucleotide messenger RNA. Lineage: Eukaryota; Metazoa; Chordata; Amphibia; Anura; Pelobatidae. The record is from the annotation of a GenBank genome assembly.
CUGACGUCACUGCAUUCUGAAAAAGAUACAACAACAAUCUGCAGAGCAGGCAGAGAUACACUGUGAGCAGACCUGGGGACCACACACACACUCACACAGGGGAUCAGGGGUCCAGCAAGGCUGCAGACAUGGUGUCUCCUGUCACUGUGGUGAGUUACAGCAUCAGUUAGCCUGGCAGGUAUAUAGGGCAUGACACAAAGGGCUGCAUGAUGGAGGGGGAGGGAAGGGGGGCACACUGCAGGUGGGGGAUCUGAUGGCAGGCCCUUUAAAUUGCUGUCAUCCUGGGCAUCAACAGAUUGUGUAUCUAGCUGUUUGUCUGUCUGUGUUUUAUUCUGUAUGUGAGGUGUAUGUGCUUCAUACAGUAUAUAGGCACUGUGUACAUGUAUGGGCUAAUGUGUUCUAGUGUUGUAUAUGUGUAAUGUGUAUGUGUGUAUGUGGUUUUGUAUUUUCUAUGGAAUGUGUGUAUGUUUGUGUGAAUGAUGCUAUUUUUGUAUAUUCUGUAUAUAUAUUGUGUAAAUAAUGUUUUUUUUUCUAUAUCCUGUGUGUGUGUAUAUGUGUGUAUAUAUAUAUAUAUAUAUAUAUAUAUAUAUGUAUGUAUAAAUAAUGUUAUUUUUCUAUAUGCUGUGUAUGUAAGUUUUUAAAUAAUGUUGUUAUUGUAUAUGCUGUGUAUAUUAUGUGUAUACACUGUCAUACUGUAUAUAAUCCAGUGAAAAUACAGGCUAUACAGCUGUACACAGAGAGGAAGGGGCGCUCACACAUUGUAUCUGGGUGCUGUGUGGUGCAUUGCUACAUUGUGUGUUACAGCAUGAAAACACCCAUGUGACUUGUUUUCAUGCGUGUUAUUGUUGUGCUGAGCUGCAGUCCUACCCAUUGGGAGGGCCCUCACCUCUUGUAACAGCCCACAUUGGGGUGCAGGAAGAGAAAGUCCCCCACAAUGCAGGGACAGACUGGGACAAAGAGCUGGCAAGCCUUACUGUGCUAUUAAAGAGACAUUAACCGUGUCAGUGCUGCAAACCAUAACUAGGUUAAUCUUCAGCACUCACUGGCUUAACUCCAUCAUUGCCAGCUAACUGUAACAGGCCAGAGUGGCCUAUCUUAACCUUACCACAGUCAGACUGCAACCCCCAUGAAGCACAGCAAGCCAGAGUUUGACUGUGGGUCGGUAGAAUGUUUGUUUGUUUGGCGAAACAAUAUAGAUCAUCACCCUUACAACGUGUUAUUGAGAGUGGGGUUUUGACUUGUUAGAUGCUGGAGGAGAGGGAUUCCUACAGAGGAGUUUCCCACCCACCCCAUUAAACAAGGAAUUGUUCAGAAUUAAAAUAAGCUUCUUCGUAAUUUUUCUAUUUCAGCUUCAUUUUAACCUCAGAUUUGCAGUUCCUUUGUCACCUCUCAAACAUUUGCCGAGUGCAUAAAUCCAAACGUAUAUAGCACUGAGAGGGUUAAAUAAAUACACACAUUUAUAGAAGAUCAAGAUGAAGAUAAAAUAGUGGGAUAUGUAUCAUAUAUGAUAGGUAGACCUAUAAACACAAUAGGGUUUAUUAACUAAACGCUAUUAAAACAUUAAAUGCAACAUGCCAGGACUAUAGCCAGAGCAGAGAUAUUGGAUUUGCUUUGCAAUUCAGAACCAUUUGGAAUUUAGUAAAUAAAACCUUAUCUGUCUGUGGAUUUAACAUCAUGCAGCAUGCGCCUUCAGCUGUUUGAGAUUCUCCCUCAAUUACCUCUCCAUUCCCUUUAUAUUUUACCAAUAGCUGCUUCUCUCUGUUAACUCUUUUAGCCAUCACCUCCAAAUUUCUCCAAUUACCUUUUGUCUCAAAUCCCUAAUUGUACUGCGCUGCGGAAUCUGUUGGCGCUUUAUAUAUACCAGUAAUAAAUAAAUUUAAAUAAUAACAGCACAUCAAGGCUAAGAUAGGCAAGAUAUGACAGUAGCUGAGUCGGAGAAUUGUAUAAACCACGCCAGACAAUAAGGCCUUGCACAAAGUGACAAUCACAACCGCAAUUAAGAGUUCUGAGCUGCCUAAUUGACAGUUAUUGGGGGGUUCUCUUAGAGUGGAAGUGAUUUGUGCAAAAACAAAACACUGAUAUGACCCACUCUCAGCAAGAUUGCUACCACCACAAGUGGUUAUGGUGGUUGGAGUAACCCUUUAAGAUGAAUUGGAAAAAUGAUCUGUCUGCUAGAUUGGCCUAAAAUGUGAAAUUCUAUUUGAAUUAACACUUUAGUAAAUAGACCCAUAAGUGUCUACAAGGUGACUCUUAAUAUUGUGAGUGGACUGAGUAUUUAUAAUGGUAAUCUUGCCAUUUUGUUCUAUAAAUGAGGAUCUUGUAUUUAAAAUAAUAUUGGCAAAUCCAGUAUGAAAUAGAGUAGAUUGAUAUUAAUAGGGUAAAUUGCUUAACUCUCCGAGUUCCACAAAGUAAAAAGGUGUUAUUUGUUAAUCAGAUUCAUUAAAAGAAAAAAGGAAUUAUUGGCUAUUAAAUGAACAUGGAUGAUCUAAGUUCCCCUCUGGAUAUAUUAAUAACAGUUUUAUUAUGAAUAGAUGACUCUACCAACAGAUGUUGUCAGAGCUCUAGUAAAAUUACUCCCAUCCAACUAACGCUCUUGAUAUUGACUGGGAAACUGACAAACACAUACAUGUUGUUUUGUUACAACUACCAUUACUCUCAGCCAGUAGUUGGUGAUGAGCUCAUACGGGUUGGGCCGGCCAUCUUCACCUACUGAUCCCAUAUGUCAUACAUGUUUUAUUAGAAUAAAACGCUUUCUUGUUUACCUUUUGUACAGCGCUGCGGAAUAUGUUACCACUAUAUAAAUAAUUGUACUUGGGAGAUACAAUCUAGCAAUAAAUGUUCGUAAACUAGUGAAUUUUGUGCAGGGAGCAAAAUUAACAAGUUUGAAUAAUUUUUCAACUUUUGCCACUAGAAUUGGUGUGAAAAAAAGUGACUUUUUUUUUUAUACAGCUGGUUGAAAAUUUGGUUUUGAUGGCUAUUGCACCUAUAUCAUGCACUCAGCAUACAGUAGGGAAUCUUUGGCACACCAAAUGUUGUGGACUAAGGUCAUUAUGCUUUUACAUUCAUAAUGUCCACGACAUCUGGAGUGCUUAACAUUGCCUGCCAUUGGCAGUAGAUAAUGUGAUGUUUCUCAUGUGUGUUUGGGGCACAGGCAUUGACUGUCAUCCAAUGCAUGUACUGUGUAUGUAUAAGGCAGACACACUCUGCUUCAGCACGACAGAGCAAAAACAGACAAACAACUCCUUUCUUUAUUUAAUUUCUUUCUUUUUUUAUCUCACAACUAUCACAGAGACAUAAAGCAUGAAAUCGUUCUAAUUACUUUAAACAGAGCUACUACUCAAAACUCUCAGGCCUUUUUAGAAACUUGAAAGAUUGGUAUAGGCUGCCUAAGUGUAAUAGGAGUUAUGAGUCACAGAACCGAUAGAAGAGGCAAGAUGUGCGCUACCUCCCCUUACAUAGUACUUUUAUUUCUAAACACCCAUUUCAGGCCGCCCAAUGAUUGAGCUUUUAUUGUGGACAGCUACAAUAAAUGCUCAGUCAUUGGGCCUUUAUAUACGUUUGUUUACUUGAUGGCGGAUUUGUUCAUUUUAGGGCAAAUCACCCAAAUUUGAAAUGUUUCCUACUCCGCUAUUUUUCUAGUAUUUUCAUUUUGGCUGAAAAGUUUGCAAAGUUUGUAUUUUCAAUUUUGGGGAAUGUAGACCACUGUAGUACCAUUAACUGUGACGGUCAUCAGAGCUUUGGUUGUGUCUUGCGCAAUCAGAAGUUACUGCAGGACAUUAUGGUAGGGUUGCACAACUUUUUUUUUACUCCAUGCUUGGAGGAUUAAACACUAACUAAAGAUAGAGUUCAGGGAAUCCAUAGACCCCUCUACGAGAAAGGAUCGCAGGGGGCAAGAUCUCCAGAUAGAAAUUUCAGCCUACCCUGGGAUGAAAAUGAUUGCUCUGCCCUCUUAUUCAAUCUUUUAAGUUAAUUAACAAAACAAAACUCAAGAAAUAUGUUAUGCACUUGUUUCAAAAUAUUUGUUUUAGUAAAGAUACAGUGUGUUCUUUAACAUAUACAUUGUUGCUAGAUUUUCCCACGAUACAUUUUGGAAGAGGCAAUUGUAAUCUGUCUGGCAGCCCAGCCAUGAUACAGACUUUCAGGGUUAUUUGUGUAAUUUGUCAGGAGUUCAAAGUGGAUUGUUAGAGGUUUAUCCACUAAACUCCAAAUUGUAGCAAAUUUAAAUAUGAAUGAGACCAAAUUAAGGCUACAGAGCUAAACUACAUUGACCCUGUCCUUUUAACCCUACAAUGUAAAGCAGUGGUUCCCAAGCCAGUCUUCAAAUACCUCCUAACAUUCCAGGAUGUAAGGGUUACCCAAUUGUGUCUAAGGUGUUUAAAAAAAAAAAAAAAAAACUUUAGACACAACAGGGUAAUCCCUAAAUCCUGGACUGGUAGGGGGUACUUGAGGACUGGGUUGGGAACACCUGAUGUAAAGCAGUGCAGUUUUUUUUAUUUUUUAGAAACCGUGAUGUUUACAAUGCUGGGUUACAUCCAUCUUCCUGUCAGCCACUAGAGGUUUUUCCACUGGACUGACCAGGUAAAACUCUGUCAUGUGAUGCAAAAUAAUGUGAUGCCAAACUCAGUCUUUGAUUUAAUGCUUUCUUAUGGGGAAGCUUUGAUGGGCAUUGGGUGCUCAGUGUGAAUGUGCACCAGGUACCCAAUGCGCCUUGAUGAUGUCACAGUAUGAAGUGAGGUAAGCAGCACCGAGGAAGCGCUGGAAAAGGUAAGUAAAACUUUUGUUUUAUUAUUUUUUUAAUCGCACACACAGGGCUGGGGAGCUAUUUAACCAGAGACAGGGACAGUAAAGCGUUAGGAUCCUGGGUUUCUGCUUCUAAUGCUAUAGUGAUCCUUUAAGUUGGAAGUGUUUUCCAGGUUUCGAUUGAACUUUGAAUAACGCUGUCUUUGAGAUUGUAACCUACCAGCAGGUGUGACUUAGUUUAUAGUUUACUAUAAACUCACUAUUUGACAUCCUUGGUGUUCUGUCAUUAGAGAUUAGAGGCUGUAUCAGAAAGUAAAUGGAUACCGGAAUAGAGCUAUGAAAUCUGUGAGAACUACUGUUACCGGGAACUGACAUUAAAGUGUCAAGGUGUCUCUAAUUUAAUAUAAAAGGGGCCCCAGAUGGACCGGGUACAGUGCAUCACUGAUACCAGGCAUAACAACCCGUGGUGUCUCCUUGGCACACAGGAUGAAAGAUACUUGGUUUCUUAGCCUGAUCUCAAUCUUGUCAGAGCAACUUGUGUUUAUUUAUAUAUUUUCAUAAAGCUUCUAUUGACUCACUUAAUGGUUUCAUUUCAUAUUCCAGGAAGUGGCAUCCUUUGGGCAUGUCUUAAAACGCAGCCAUUACACAUCUCGUUGAAACCUUUUUAUGUUACAGUGAAUUUUUAUUUUAGAAUUCCAUCUCUCACUGAACUACAAAUCCCAUGAACCUUUGUACCAUAAAAUUAGAAAGAUGGUUAUUCAAUAAAGUGAGCAUUCAAGGUGCAUUUUAAAUUAAAGGUAAAAGUUUCCAAAAUGGAAACAGUCUUUAAAGAGGCACUAUAGGUACCCAUACCACAUUAGCUCAUGGUGGUUUGGAUGCAGUCAGUUUAACCCUACAAUUAUAAUUAGUUAUUGAUAAAUUGCAAUAAUUACCUUGCAAGGUUAACUCCACUUCUAGUAGCUGUCUACCAGACAGUCACUAAAGGCGCGUUCCCAGGUCGUUACUUGACUUUUGGUCACCUAAUUGACUCUGGAAGUCCUCAUGCUAUGCACGAGGUCAUCCAGAGUCAGCUGAAACCUCAAAGGAAAGCACUGAUUUAAUAAUUUUCUACGUGGUUGUCCUAAUGCGCUCGCAACGCUCGAUGCACAUGCGUAUUAGGUCUCCAACGUCGGCUGACUUCAAGUAAGGAUGUGCGGAGGCAGAGCCUGACCCAGCGCUGAGGGAUAUCGGCGCUGGAAUCAGGUAAGUGAAUUAAGGGUUUUUAACCUUUUGUGUGCUGUGGUGAUGGUGGUGGUGAUGAGGGGAGGAGUGAGCAAGGGGGGAUCCUAUAGGGUACUAUAGUGCUCGGAAUGCAAUUUUGUAUUCCUAGCCUUUAAUUUUCAUUUAAGUCACCUGUGCUUGCUGUUUUCUACAUUGGCCUUAAAGGAACACUAUAGUCACCUAAAUUACUUUAGCUAAAUAAAGCAGUUUUAGUGUAUAGAUCAUUCCCUAUGAUUGACAGAGCCUGCAUGAAAAAAAAAAAAACUGGUUUCACUUUCAAACAGAUGUAAUUUACCUUAAAUAAUUGUAUCUCAAUCUCUAAAUUGAACUUUAAUCACAUACAGGAGGCUCUUGCAGGGUCUAGCAAGCCAUUAACAUAGCAGGGGAUAAGAAAAUCUUAAUUAAACAGAACGUGCAAUAAAGAAAGCCUAAAUAGGGCUCUCUUCACAGGAAGUGUUUAUGGAAGUCUGUGCCAGUCACAUGCAGGGAGGUGUGACUAGGGUUCAUAAACAAAGGGAUUUAACUCCUAAAUGGCAGAGGAUUGAGCAGUGAGGCUGCAGGGACAUGAUCUAUACACCAAAACUGCUUCAUUAAGCUAAAGUUGUUCAGGUGACUAUAGUGUCCCUUUAAAUUUGAAAUUCCCUUUGAAUUCUACCUUUACAGGGCUAUUCACUAAUGUGAGAAUUAUUGGUGAAUUUCAGAUUUAAGGUCGAAGUAGCCAAACUGGGAAAAAUUCUCUUAAUCGGCUAUGCUUCUAGUUCAGUUACUUUGACCUUGGAUUUAAAAAUUCACUUUAAAUUCACCUCGAAUUCUUACUAUAGCAAAUAACCCUGUUAGUGAAUGACCUUGACAGUAGCUGGUAAAGGUUCAUGGCAGAUGUAAUCCACUUGCGAUCAAAGUCUUCCUAUGCCAGGCUAACACUGAUGAUAUUAGCACACUUAUUUGUAUUCCUCAAACGACAUUGCACCUCACCGAGAAGCUGAUUAAUGCCUUUUAUGAAGGGAGAAGUGAUGGAAGGGAACAGUCCAUUUUGGGAGGUCAGCCAGCUUUGAUUGGCUGAGAUCCCAGGCAGAAAUAAACAUUUUGCAUUGAUGUUUAAUUCACUGCAAGGAAAAAAAAAGGAAAUUGCUAGUGUAUCUGCCUUUACUGCGGCACAGGACCUGUCAUUGCAGAUGUAGCCUUGACACGGUUUAUAAAGACUGGGUGAAUGAGGCUGAAAAGACAUUAUAUGGGUCUAGUAAGAUGCUGAGCUGGUAAGAAUGAACUGCAUCAUCUUGAAUGGAAGUACCCCCUAAAUAUAGCAUAGGUCCCCCGAAUCAUAACCAAACAAUGUUCCAUCCUAAAUCAAAGUCAUUAUAACCUCAUCUUAACCGAUUCAAGUCAGCAGUAAUAAUACUGCCUUGAUAUUGCAGAAUUACUCAACAUUUUAAAAGCACUUCUGUGCUGGUACCAUUUUAAAUCCAUAACCGCAGCUGAUUUCUAUGGAUACAUUUGUGAUACAAUCCAGCACCAGUCCUACAUCACUCAGGUUAUAAGUGGCCUGACCUGAUAAAACGAUAAUUUAUUACUGCAUUUAAGACCAGAGUUUUGCAGCAUAAAUGUAUGACAACAUGCAGAAUCACAGGCUGGGAGUGAAGUUAUUUAACCCCUUAAGGACCAAACUUCUGGAAUAAAAGGGAAUCAUGACAUGUCACACGUCAUGUGUCCUUAAGGAGUUAAAUCACGGGGUUAAUUAAAAUUCCUUUAUUCAUUCAACAGCUGACAAACAAACAAACUCAAAGUUGUUUAUUCAGCAAACAGUUAACUGAAGUAAAUUGAAAACUGAAUUGGAAAAAAUAGUCCAAAAUAGUUGAUUUACUAAAAUUAACUCACAUGUUGUGACGGGUUGGCCUGAAUUUUAUAAUCUAGUUUUCCAUUCACUGCAAAUCACUGUUAACUGAAUAAACUUAAAGUUUUGACACACAGUCUUGUUGAAAAAUAUCUAAAGGGGAUAUUCAAUAACAUGUGAAUUGUGGAGCAAUCAUAAUUAAUUUAAAAUCAUAUUUUAGAUUAAUGGAGUUUGGGAAAAAAACACAGUCAGCUAUGUUUUUAGUUUCUCUAAUUUGACCUCAAAUUUGAAAUUAAAUUUUAAUUGUCAACAAUUUACACAUUAAUGCAUUAUUCACUAAAUUCUGAAUUGUAACAAAUUGAUAUCCAAAUGAUAGAAUUAAAGCAACGAUAAUUGAUUACGAGAACUUCAUCUCAACUAAAGUUACAGAUUUGGUAAAUGAGCCUCUCAGAUUUAAUUUGCUAGAAUUCUGAGUUAGUUAAAGGGACACUCCAAGCACCCAGACCACUUCUGCCCAUUGCAGUGGUCUGGGUGCACUCCCACCACUCUUAACCCAGCAAGUGUAAUUAUUACAGUUUUUAUAAACUGCAAUAAUUACACUUACAUGGUUAAGUCCUCCUCUAGUGGCUGUGUAUCAGACAGACACUAGAGCAGGCUUCCCAAAACUCUGGCCCUCCAGAUGUUGCUGAACUACAACUCCCAUGAUUCUAUGAAUGAAAUAGACUGAGAAUCAUGGGAGUUGUAGUUCAGCAACAUCUUGAGGGCCAAAGUUUGGGGAAGCCUGCACUAGAAGAACGACUGGGCUCUUAAAACAUGAAGAGUGUUUUAAACGAUGCUGGACAUCCUCACGCUAUGCAUGAGGACCUCCAGCGUCGCCGGAAUCCCUAUAGGAUAGCAUUGAAUAAUGCUUUUCUAUGGGUAGUUCUAAUGUGCGCGCGUGCCCAUUGACGCGCAUGCACAUUAGUUCUCUCCCGCCGGCUGACGGUGGGGGAGGAGCGUGGGCAGAGCCUGACCCAGCGCUGAGGGACAUCGGCGCUGGAUUCAGGUAAGUUACUGAAGGGAUUUUAACCCCUUCAGCAUAAUGGGAUGGGGGUGGGGGACACUUCAGGAUUCUGCAGUGCCAGAAAAACAAUUUGUUUUCCUGGCACUGGAGAGUCCCAAUAUGAAAACCUUCAGUAAAUUAUCCGCUCAGAAUUCUUCAUUCACCCCCAGUCUCCAGCUAGACCAUAACACAGUGAAUCUGUAAAUUUGGUGAAACAGACGUGAUAACAGUAGUGACAACCGUCUGUGCAAACAAAUGUGUCCAUGUAUUCAUUUUGCGGAAAUGCUCUAGGCACUGUAAAUACAUUGUAUCAUCUACAGCAGUUGAAUCAACAAUUAUUAUAAGCCACUAGGUCUUGAUACAUUAUUAUCUGUUUGUUUGUUUUUUUGUUUAUAAUUUGCUUUCAAUAUUUAUAUUUUUUUUUAUGUAUUUUUUUUAAUUCAUUUUUUUUUACCAUAAUAUUUAAUUUAUAUGUUAGUGUGUUUAAUAUAUUGAUCAAUGUAAACAACUGCAAAUAGCAAUCAGCUUUUACUCUCACUCAUUUUGGGCAGACUGGGAUAUGUAUGCUCCAGUGCAGUGUAAGGAUUAAAAGCCCUGCAUUGCAUAAUCAAUGUUUUUAAUUCACAGUGUGAAAUAACACACCACACAGUGUGGGUUUCUAAAACACAAUCUAUGUUCACAAAUAACAGGCAUAUGCAGAUGAUAUUUAUACAUUCACCCAAUGUGUGGGAACCUCUCUGAUUUUGGUAUGCAGCUUAAUGAAUCAGAAUUGCAAGUUGGCUUGCAAAAUGAUUAGAAAAUGGACAAUAAUCAGGACGUGGACACUCCAUUUCCACUAGUUUUCAAGUAUGCCGGGAAAUCGCAGUGUUCUAAUUACCUAACUUUUUGAUAUUGUGAUUAUUGACCUUAGAAUGAGGAAAGACUGUAACUUUGCUGUGUUAAGACCUAUAAAUGCUGCAGAAUGAAAAUUCUCACUGUUUACAUUUAGAAUGUGUCUGGAAUUCUAUGUCCUUUAAGUAAUCUGCUGGGUGUAUUCACUGAAUUGAGACUUCAAAGUGAAUUUCAGAUUCAAGGUAAAAAUAGCCAAAGUGAAACAUCAUCUAAGUCAUCUGCGCUUCCAGUUUGGAUACUUUGGCCUUAAUGGGACACUCCAGGCACCAAAACAACUUAGUCUAAAUGAAGUUGUUAUGGUGCCAGGAGACCCCUGGAUGCUCUCUUAUGUCAUUGGAUUAACCUAUUCUCGAAUGGUUUAACCCCAAAGUUGCCUCCAGCAUUGAUGUCCAAUCCUUUCCAGGUAGCAUCCAGCUUCUGACUUUUCAGAUUUAGUAAGAGCGGAGUGCCACCAGGCAGGGCACUCUGAUUGGCUGAGAGUGACCAGCUGAUGCUCUUAGCCAAUGGAUGACUCCCCAUUCACAAAACUGGUUGGAAAGAAAUGUAGUAUAUAGUAAUUUUCCUUGUAUAUUCAUUCAUUCAUAAAUUGUUACGGGCAGUUUAGAAAGGGGUAUCAAUACUAUUCUAAUCUUUCUGAAUGAAAGCCGUAGCAUCUAACAGGGGCACUCAAAGCACCUAAUACAGGACAACUUAUUCUAGUUAUUAUUGUACCAGAUGCCUGUGGGCUCCGUACCUCCAGGUUAUUUUGGAACUGUUUUACUUAAAAUAGGGCUCUUGGCCCUUCAUCUUUGGCUUAGAAAAUAAGUUGGGGGUAUAGUUUAUGAGCUGUACAAGUUAAGGUGCAUCUAGUGUGCCAUGAAAUAUUUAUUCAUAUAUUAUACAGGGUUUAUUGAAUGGAACUGAAAAAGGUGAAAAAACAAAUUUUAUUAAAUUUGGAAAAGCAGCUAAAUCAGAGAAUUUCUUCCCAAAGUGCUAUUUUUAGCCUACAUAUUUCAUUGUCAGAUCAUGACACUUAUUUUAUAUGUUAAAAAAAAAUAAAAAAAUAAUAUAUAUAUAUAUAUAUAUAUAUAUAUAUAUAUAUAUAUAUAUAUAUAUAUAUAUAUAUAUAUUUUUUUUAUUAAACACAGGAUUGUCGAGAACUGGCAAGCGUAUUGUAAAUGUAAGGAUGAGAUAACAUCAUAAUAAUAGUUUUUGUUCUGGUGAGUUAAUUAUGGCUUAAAAUGUGAAUUUGUCUUGUUAAUUUCACAUAAAGAUUGCUUUUAUUUUCAGCAGAUUCUAACACACUUUUAGUAAGUAAAAAGUAAAAAUAUCAGACGUAUUGCAGAAUCAUGAUGUAAUUCCAUUGCAUCUGGUCCAGAUGAGAUUAUCAGUCCUGGGGAUGAUGUCUCUAACCUCUGCCCCACUAAUACAUCCACUGGUGAUACAAUCAACCUUAAUGUCGGUCACUCAAUGUGAGUCUGAGUCAUCGUUUGCAGCAGUAAUUAAAACAAGAUUCAUUUUAUUCUACAUUGGGGGUCAGAGAGCUGUGCUGCGCCUGGAAACAAUUAAUACAUUAUUUUCACUCUCUGUGGGAUCCGCAAAUAGCUGACAUAUUAUGGGAAAAAUUUACUUUUUAAGCAGAAGUAGAUUUUUGAUUAUAUUACUUAUUUCUGAGAAUAUUAGAUACAUUUUAGACACUGAUGUUACUUUUGCAAUUAUUUUCAGAUUCAUGUUGUGCAACCUUUAUGACACUGAUUGGUUUAAAGUGAUGGACUAACUCCUCCCAUAUCUCUCCCAGCCAAUGAGGGUCAUGCAGGCUGGACAAAACUGAUUCUCAUAACGCGCAUGUAUCAAUCCUGUGUUCUUAAUGUAGUUAAGAUGGGGGCGGUUCAACAUUCCUCAAUGGUCUUACAUUAGACAAUUCAAUUGAACCUAAUUUAGAGGACAAACACAAUAUAUAUAUAUAUAGCAAAUUGUAACAUGCAUGUUUGCUGUAGUCUGUAAACAAUGAUGUCCUGGAGCAAUCUCUCAGCUAAUUGCUGCUCUAAAAUUUAUAAAGCACAGCGAAAUGAGGAUUUUCUAAAAACACCAGAAGCACCCCAUGCACCGGCAGGGAUCCAGGUAACUGUCAGACUGUUAAAGGAACACUCCAAAUACACCAAGCACUUCUGCUUUAUGUGACACUGUCGUAUUUGUGACAGUUUAUAAAAGUGCAAUUUCUAAUAGAAAUCAGCUCUUUUUAUAAUUGGGGCAAAGACGCCUCCAAUGCUGUCACUCAGACAGACAGGGAAGGUUUUCUUUCUGUGUUUUUAGCUACACAGAGCUAACGGAACUCGUCAGGUGAGCUGCUCCAGCGUGUGACUGGCUCCCGUCCCCUUCUCAUUGAGCUGUUGUCAUGAUUACUAUGUGACCCAACACGCAAAACUAUAUUAACACAAACAAUGUAUACCGGACCUUAGAAUGGCCGGACUUAACGUAAAAGAGAAUGGUGGAAAUAACAAGCCACUGUCGGGGAUACAGAAUGAGACAAUACGAAUAAACUAGUCAAGGGUCAGGAUACCAGAAGAAGGGAAAGUCAAAAACAUAAGCCAAAGUAAAAAAACAGAAAUACAAUACCAAGAAUGCGCUCUCUGACAACCAACAAGUGGAAACCAUGACAGGGCACUGAGAAAAGGCAUUACAGGGUUUAAAUAUGCCUCUCAGUGCUGUGAUUGGUUAUUACAUGGCCUUUGACCCCAAAACGUGCAUGUGCGUCGAUAUCGUGAUGUCACACGCACGCGGCGCCAUCUUUAAUGUGAGCAGUGCGCCCUUUAACAUUGAGAACGGGACCGCAGUGGCAGGCAUCCCUUUGAAUGUCGCACCAGCCAGGACCCAUCUAUAUUGAGGAUCGGGCGGCACUACGCCGCAAUCCAGGUAAGUUAUCGUUUCCCUUUUCGGCACGACUGCCCUGCUCAUGUGUGGCUGCACUGAUCGGGGACUUACUUUUUAUUAGAAGUAUCAACGCGGCCGCGUCAAUCUUGUGCCAUGACAGCUGUGAACAGGUUAGUGUACAGAGGGCAAUGAAAGAGUUGACAUAUUUUUGAGUAAAAAUUUAGGAAACAUACACAAAUGCUAAGGGGUUUAUUCACUAAACAUUGAAUUGUACUGAAUUGAAAAGUGAUGAUUUGAAACCUUUCACAUAGAAUAGAUAACAGCUUGGUCACUUUAUCCCAGGUAUUGCCAUCAGGGUUUCCUUGUCCCAAAAUUCACUGUUUAGUGAAAAACCCCCCAAAUUUCUAUUUUGUGUCAGAGGAAUGAGCAUUGCGUUCCACAUUGUGAUGAUUUAUUUAUAGAAGAAUAGAUAGAUUAUAUAUAAAAACAUAGAAUGUGACGGCAGAUAAGACCCAUUCGGUCCAUCUAGUCUGCCCAAUUUUCUAAAUACUUUCAUUAGUCCCUGGCCUUAUCUUAUAAUUAGGAUAGCCUUAUGCCUAUCCCACGCAUGCUUAAACUCCUUAACUGUGUUAACCUCUACCACUUCAGCUGGAAGGCUAUUCCAUGCAUCCACUACCCUCUCAGUAAAGUAAUACUUCCUGAUAUUAUUUUUAAACCUUUGUCCCUCUAAUUUAAGACUAUGUCCUCUUGUUGUGGUAGUUUUUCUUCUUUUAAAUAUAGUCUCCUCCUUUACUGUAUUGAUUCCCUUUAUAUAUUUAAAUGGUUCUAUCAUAUCCCCCCUGUCUCGUCUUUCUUCCAAGCUAUACAUGUUAAGAUCCUUUUAACCUUUCCUGGUAAGUUUUAUCCUGCAAUCCAUGAACCAGUUUAGUAGCCCUUCUCUGAACUCUCUACAGUAUCAAUAUCCUUCUGAGAUACGGUCUCCAGUACUGCGUACAAUACUCCAAGUGAGGUCUCACCAGUGUUCUGUACAAUGGCAUGAGCACUUCCCUCUUUCUACUGCUAAUACCUCUCUCUAUACAACCAAGCAUUCUGCUAGCAUUUCCUGCUGCUCUAUUACAUUGUCUGCCUACCUUCACCUGGUUUUAUUUGUCAUAAGGGGGUGCUGACACUCAGCCUGUCCAAUAUGGACAAAUAAAUUACAUUUCCAAUGUGGAAGUGAAUGUGCUCCUUAGUGAUACGGUAAGGAGCAUGGGCCGUAUGUGUACCUGGGGGACAAAAACCAAAAACAGAUUUUACCGCACUCCUAAUGGCUUCAAAUACACUGGACGACUCUUGUCUGAGAAUGCAUGCUUCUUAUCCAAAACAGUAGAACACCAAGUCAGAAAUACAAAAUAUAAGUGUAGAAAUAUAAAUUCUUCAGCACUGACAGUCCAAUCAGAAAAGAGACACCAAAAACAAACUAAAACAAACACUUUCUGUAAAAGGAACGCGUUUCGCGCCUGUAGCAAGAAUCUUCCUCAGCUGUGUACCCGAGGGACCCUCAGUUUGUGUUAUACCCUGGAAAAUGGUUUGGCAUAGAACUAGGAGCUGACACCAGUAGCCUUCUAGCACUAUAACCACUACAAUGGGCUGCAGUAGUUAUGGUGCUUAGAAUUCCACUCCUUCCAUUGGCAAUGUGCACUUGAGUGCUUGUCAUUGUCAGCUUUAACUUCAGGUCUCUGAUAUGUUUGGAUGAAGUCCUUGUCUCUUAACUGCAAUAGCUGCCUGAUCUAUGGUAACAAGAGUUUGCCUAAAAAAGGGAACGGCACCAUGAUUUAUAGGGAACAUGAUAAAGGUUUGUCUGGUCUUCAGCCAUCGCAAGGCCAUGUAUUCUUGUGCUAUCAGCCUGUCUACUCCAGAUACUUGUUGACGUUUACCUUGACCUUUAUAGGAUUUUGUGCUUGAAAAACGACCUUGUCUGAAACAUCGUAAUUAAGAAUUCUGCUCUAUUUUGUCUCACUUAUGGUCCGGUUAUAAAAUCACGUAGAUUUAUUCACUAAACACUGAAUUAUAGUUUAAUUCAAAGUCAACUUAAAAAUGUAUUGUAAAAUAACCAAGCUUUAUUAUAACAGAGGUACUCGAACAUUGUAAAGUACAGAUUGUUCAACUGAUACCUUAAAAAAAUAAAUGCAAAUAAUUGACUUUCAAUAUUCUAAAGACUCACAUGGUUUAUUAGACUUGGGAAUUUGUUUCGGGCUGUUUUCCUCUAUAUUGGUUGCUUUUUCUUACUUGAUCUGUGAAAUUCUGUGACAUGUAGCUGAAAAUAAGGUAUCCUAAAAAAAUGUCUACUUUUGGCAAAACCUGUCAAGUCGACUAAGUGGUGUGAAUAUCGGUCCUACUGCUUUAGUCAUUAAAUAUUGCUAAAGUAAUCAAUGGACUCCAUUCCUUAAACAUCUACUCUUUAGGAAUAAAAAAAGAAAUCAUAAGGCUCAAUGGGUCCUUGUAAUUUAAGUUUUGGACUGGAUAUUUAUUUUAAUGGGAUAGAUAAUUUUAGAAUAAUUCUGAGGCUGGCUAAUAAAAAUAUUGCCAUUUGUCCAGCCCUUUCCAAAUGUGGGCAGCCUUGCAAGCAGAAUACAAUAACCAAUGCUACCUCCUCAUCUCCCAAAAGUAGAAUAAAAAAUUAGGGGGGCAGCUUGCCUAAAAAAGAGACAGUUCUUUACUGAAAUGGGCAACUGCAUUACCUAGCCAUUCACACAAGGCUGCUAAUUGAAGAGCUUUCUCAGGUGGUGGAUGGCCUAAGCUUCAUUUGCAGAUUGCAAAUGCAUAAUAUGAUGGACCUGCACCGCUCAUUCAUGAUAGAUUUUUCGGGAAUCUUUCGAUGUGGGACACUAGGGAACAAACCUCUGGCAACAAGGCAAAAUCAAGACUGUCCUGCCAACUCCAAGCCUGUUUGAAGUUAUGUAACCCUGAAAAGCUACUCCACAAAGCUUGCAAAGAUGUGUUUCUGUGAACACAGAAUGUACUUAUAAUUUAUGUGACUUUAGCAUUUUUUUCAAGAAAAAUCAUAUAUUUUAUGUUUGUUCUUUAUUCCAUGUUGCAAUACUGAGACUGGGGAAAAGUCCCAUUCUAAAGCAGAAUGACCUUAAAGGACCACUAUAGUGCCAGGAAAACAUACUCGUUUUCCUGGCACUAUAGUGCCCUGAGGUUGCCCCCACCCUCAGGGUUCCCCCUCCCGCCGGGCUCUGGGGAGAGGAAAGGGGUUAAACUUACCUUUUUUCCAGCGCCGGGCGGGGAGCUCUUCUCCUCCUCCUCUCCGCCUCCUAUCCUCCUCUUUGGCUGAAUGCGCAUGCGCAGCAGGAGCUGCGCGCGCAUUCAGCCAGUCUCAUAGGAAAGCAUUCAUAAUGCUUGCGUCUUCUCACUGUGAUUUUUCACAGUGAGAAGCACGCAAACACCUCUAGUGGCUGUCUCAUUGACAACCGCUAGAGGCUUUAAAGGCUGGAUUAACCCAUUUAUAAACAUAGCAGUUUCUCUGAAACUGCUAUGUUUAUAAAUAAAAGGGUUAAUCCUAGAGGGACCAGGCACCCAGACCACCUCAUUAAGCUGAAGUGGUCUGGGUGCCUAGAGUGGUACUUUAAGCACAGAUAGAAAGCCUCAGUUAGUUCACUAAAUAAGAAAUGUAUAUUGAAUAAAUUUGACAAGGACAGUGUGAAGUGUGCGAUUGGUUUCCUCUGCAAGCUUGUGAAAUGGAAAAAAUGUUUGUGUAGAAUAUUUCUCUAUCGGUGCUAUUCACUGAUACUUGAGAUUUUUUUUGUUUAUGACCACAAUGUGGGAACUGAUUCACACUGGCAACUGCUUUAGGCAGAAGCUUUGUGUAGCCACAAGAGUCUCAAGAGGCAGUAUGAACAGGGGAACAGAGAUAUAAAAUAGAAUGUCUAUUAGUGCAAGAGAACAGCAAACCAGUGUCAUGGCACAAAACCGAAUGUUUGCAAGAAUGAGACAUAUCUUGAAAGAAAAGAAUGAAGUGAAAUGUAUCAAAGUAUUUCCAGAUCAGGUGGCAAAUGAUUAACAAUUUUUUGGGACACUCAAUUUUUGAUUAAAUGUCGAUUCUGCAGAAUUUCGAAACUGAAUCUAAAGAACAAAAAAAAGGUAAAAAAAUGGCCUGCUAAUUACAUACGUGAUAUGUUAAGUAUGUGUUUUGAAGCACAUGGUAGGAGCAUUUUCCCACUAUUUGGUUCACAUAUUAACUGAGAAAAAGUAACCAAUAGAGGGGAAAACAAGCAGAGAAGUAAAAAAUAAUAAACCUAUAUAUAUUUAAAUACAUCUAUAUAUUUUAUAAUUAAUAAAUUUAUUUGUUUUACUGCUUCUCAUCUUAUUGCUCAAUGUGAAUACAAUUAACGUUUAGUCACCCCUAACCAUUAAUUGUGUGAGGGGCAAAUAAGGCCGUAUAGGAAAGGGGGAAAUAAGUCGGUUGUGGUGUGCCGGAACCGACGUCGUGGUAGGCCUGUAAUAAAAGAGGGCCCACCCAUGAGGUGUAAUGAAAAGUAUAAAUUAGAGGGAGUAGAGGGUGGGGACAUGCGAAAAGCAAAAAAUACGUACGGGACGGAGGAAGGUGAGUAGGGGGUUUAAGUAGGGAACAUGCCCCUCCCACAACUGCAGGCCAAGCCUUUACAUUUAUCUUUUUUCCCCAUCAAUCGCCUAUUUUUUUUUUUGGGUGACACGGGUGGAAUUCGGAAUUAUAACCCGAACCGAACAUGUUCAAAAUUGCGCAUUUCAUAUGGCUCGUGAUUGUGGUACAUUUCAGCUCUGAACUUUGCCUGAAAUUCGGGUGAACUUACAUUUGGCACAAAAUGAAUAUCCAAGUCUAAUCAUUACAGUCUAAUCUAAGCAAGAAGCAAAAGCUACAUGUCAAGGCGUAUUUAAUAGAGUUAAGGUCAAAUAAACCCCAAGGAUUGGCAGAUCUUCAGAAUGCUCACCAGCUUUGCUAUUGCCAAUAACGUCUCUGCCUGCUUUAUCCAUCAUGUGACACAUUUGGCCAUCUUUGUGACUGCAAGAUCUGCAGAACAUAAUGGCUUGUGUUAAGAAAGAAAUAUUACAUGUUAGGACAAAAUCCUAUUUACAAACUAUGUGCAUAUACAUACAAAUUGCAACCAAAUGUUAUUUUAACAUAAAAGGGAACCUUCUUCCGGUUGUAUAUAGUGGACCCCUCUAAUACUGGGAAAUAAUUAAAUGAGAAAUUUAUAGAAAAAGAAGAGAUUGCUCAUCAAAUAAUGUAUAGAGCAUACAAUAGAUAUUUUUGUUAAAAUUGAUUUACCAAUUAAGCCUCUUUAAGAAUAAAUAAAACCUAUAUAUUGUAAAGGGGGUGGUUAAGUUUUUUUUCCAACCAUUUUAUACUUUUUGUUUUGACAUUAUCUAAAUACUAGUGAUAUUCAUGUGUGUCACAUUUUAUUUAAGUGUUCCUUUUGAUUAAAUAAAGAUGAUUGUAUUUAAUUAUGUAUUCACAUGCAUAAGUAUUAGGACACCCUCUUACCUUAUUUCUUAUUUUUUCUUCAUAUUUUCUUUUACUCUGUAGUCUCCAACUUGUGUCUAUGCUUUUGAUAAACAACCCAACAAAACACAUCUUUGUCUGUGAAUAGACCUACCUGUAUGUCAGUGUUUGGCACACGAUCUUCAAUCCCAGAAUGCACUACACCAAACCGUUGGUUGCACACAUUGCUUUCUUGGAUAGAACCAGUUGUCUUGGGGUGGCCAAAUAGAUUAGUAUGCUUUUAUGGAAGGCGCCUCCAUGUAAAUGUAUUUCUUGGAGAAUUGUGUACGACAAUGCAUAGAUUAAAUUUUAUAACCUACCUGCGGGAGUCCUUUCUAUCCAUGCAUUUGUUAAUAGCCUUUUCACUUUAGAAGGUUUGCAUUCGUCAUUAUCCCUGAACUUUAAGUAAAUGUUCCCUUUGUUGGGCCUUAGUUCUGCCAGACUGUUUCAUUAUUUUAUUAUUACUGCUUCUAUGGGUAAUCUGCAUAGCCCUCAAGCAGAUUUAUCCUCUCUGUUUGAAGCAAACCAUUUUUAUUUAAAUCCCUUUGAUACUUGGUACUUGCACCAAAAAUGUUGACUCAAUAUUAAACAGUUUGUAAUAACGGUAAACGCAAAUAAAAUAAUUAAGUAAGAGAAGACAUGUCAAGGAGAUUAGGGGGACGGAAUGUUAAGUAUUUGAAUUCAAAGUUGAACGGAACAAAUGAAGGGGUCAUUUAACUUUUCAUGUAGCUAAAUUAGCUGUCAAGGUUUAGAAAUAUUUUUUUUCCCAGUGCCUGUGUAUUUGGGAGAGUCUGGGACCAGCUGGAUUUAGUCUUCCUUUUGGAGGUCAUAAUUAUUUUCGUUGUGCGUGUAUAAAUCACACAAAUUGGCCUCAGUAAAAUGGAGUUAGACUUGUGUUACAGGAACAUGGUGUUAAUCUAUACUAUUUUUAAUGCAAUAUGCAGUGUAAAUAAUGCUGAUGAAACGUAUUACACUGAGACCCAAGAAUAUACCCAAUAUUUGAGACCAAAGAAAUCCCUCAAAAUACUUUUAUUUUGAACAAGGACUAGCCUUUGUCCUUAAACAUGUGGUGAGACACAUCUAUACUUAAAAAUAUGUAAUGAACAACCAUAAUGAUACAUAAAAAAACUAUAAUUAAUGAGAAUUUAUCUAUGUAUAUGUGACAUCAAAUUAAAGCCCCUUUUGCCCUCUAAAAAAUGGUAUAUAAUAUAUGUUGGUGCAAUAAAUGGCAGAGAUGCAAAUUGUGUUUGAACACAAACAGCAGAAAAUGCAAAAAUGGCUUGUGUUCUUAAGCAUAAGACAAGCUUUUGAAGCUGUGUCCUUAAGAGGUGAAUAGCCACUAAUUGAGGUUUUACACUUCUGGAUUGAAAGUGAGUUUCAGAAAAUUGUAGCUGCUAGAAUCUGUAUGUUUCUUUUUAGCACUGCAUUCCACAGGGAUGUGGACUGUCUCCCUUGAACAUUUCAGGGGUGUAAUGUUUGCCCAAAUUAUGGUGUGUGUGUGAUGUCUGCCCAAACUAUGAGGUGAAUUAAAAUCUGUCUGAUAAAUAUAGAAACAUUAACAACUUCCAAUAAGCCAUUAAUGUCAACACAUUCACAACUUGUAGAAUUUUAACACUAUAGUGAUUUUAACACUACAGGAUCAGGUAUACAUGUUUGUGUUCCUGACUCUAAAGUGUUCCUUUAAAGGACCACUCUAGGCACCCAGACCACUUCAGGUUAAUGAAGUGGUCUGGGUGCCAGGUCCAGCUAGGGUUAACCCAUUUUUUUUUUUUUUUAUAAACAUAGCAGUUUCAGAGAAACUCCUUUAGUUCUGAUAGGCUGUAACCGGCCUUUGACCCCAAAGUCAGUUACCAGGUUUCAUUUCCAUAAUUGCUGCUCAGCAUUAACCCUUCUGUGGAUUAGUUUGCUGCUCGGCACAACUUUUCCUGUGUGGACAGUAAAUGUCAUUAACCACAUUUCUAUAAGCGGAUGAAUGCUCGGCACAACUCCGAGUUCGCUGCGAACCGUUCGGGACAUCACUAGUUAUCAACACUUUAAAUUAAAUAUUGUAAGCUUAGUUAUUUUAGUAUCAUAAAGGAUUUGAUAAACUACAGAAAACACUACUUUUUUUUUUUUUAAAUAAAAAUUGACCAAUAUCUCAAAAACUUUCAGAAUAAACUUUACAAACAUCUCAUGACAAACGAAAGCAACUUCACCAAACCUAUAACAAUCUAUUUUUAAUCAAAUGGAGUAAUUAAAGUGAAUGAAGCAACCAGCUAACAAUUAAAUUGAUUAACGUGAUUAUUGAUGUAAGAAAUACAUAUAUACACUGGACUUGUGGAAACAAAUAAAAUUCUUUGUAAUUGUCAAAGAAAUUUAUUCCGAAUUGUUUUUCUAGUCGUUUUAUCUGUACAGGUAAGAUAACGUGGAGAUUUGGAAUCGACUUAUUCUGGUAUUGAGUAACAGGAUUGUUAUUUGGACAAGUAAUGAAUAACUCAUUUUUGCUCAAGUCCGAUAUACACUAUACACAAAUCGUCCGAUUUGAACACAGAAACUUGCUCUAAUAUCAAUUUCAAAUUGGAACAUAAUCAGCUAAUGACACACAUUUCACCUUUUUGACUGUGAUCUGGUUGACAACACUUACAAGUUAAUGGCCAAAAAUCAGAAUGUGUUAUAUAGGUAGACAGUGGCGUACAAAUGACCCAUGGGGCCCCGGUGCGAAAAUUGAUCCGUGCCCCCCCCUGCGCUUACUCGGGGCGGGUUGGGGCCGCAACACAUGGCGGCGGGCACCUGGUCGCAGGGGUUGCAGGGCUGCGACCCUGUGACCGUGGUAUGCACACACACUUAAAGGACCACUACAGACACCCAGAUCACAUCAGCUCAAUGAAGUGGUCUGGGUGCCAGUUCCUUCUAGUUUUAAUCCUGCAGCUGAAAACAUGCGGCUAUGUUUCACUGAGGGUUAAUCCAGCCUCUGGUGGCUGUCUCAUUGACAGCUGCUAGAGGAGCUUCCGCGAUUCUCACUGUGAAAAUCACAGUGAGAAGACGCUGAGCGUCCAUAGGAAAGCAUUGAGUAAUGCUUUCCUAUGGGUGGUUUAAAUGCGCGCGCGCGCGUCUCUUGCCGCGCAUGUGCAUUCGGAGCUGAGAGGCGGAGGGAUCCCCAGCGCCAAGGGAGUCCGACGCUGGAGAAAGGUAAAUGCUGAAGACACACACACACACACACUCACGAACAGACGCAUACAUACUAGCUAACAGACACACACAUUUACUGACAGACACACUCAGCGACAGACAUACAUACACUUUCACUGACAAACACACACUAACACACACACACUAACACACACACACACACACACACACACACACAAACACUAACACACAAACACAUACUAACAGACACACAAACACACACACAUUUUUUUUUUUUUUUUAUUUAAUCCCCCCAGCCUCCUUACCUUUUGGAGAGCUGAGGGGAUUCCCUGGGGUCCAGUGGUGCUGCUGGGCGGGCUGGCUGUCUGGGUAGCCGGCGCGCGAGGGAGCACUCUCCCCUGAGUGCUUCCUCUUCAGCUCCCUCGCGCGCCGCAUAGGGAUGCCAGUGCCGGAAGAUGACGUCAUCUUCCGGCUCCUGUAUCAGUGCGGUGCGUGAGGGAGCUAAAGAGGAAGCACACAGGGGAGAGUGCUCCCUCGUGCGCCGGCCACCCAGACAGCCAGCCCGCCCGCCAGGUGUCAGCAGGGCCAGCCUCAGGGUGGCCCUGAGGUGGCCGUCUCCUGGGCCCCCCAGGAGAAGAGGCUGGCCCUGUAGGUACAUACCGGGUUCCAGGGGCGGCCGGGCCCCCUGGUGGGCCGGGCCCGGUCGCAGCCACGACCCCUGCAACCCUGGUAUGUACGGCACUGUAGGUAGAUAGGAUUUUUGUGUUGACCUUCUGAAAAUGUACUGUUAAAGCAUUUUUCAUAUGAGGUACACAUCACUGUCCAUAACCUAUUAAUUCCAUUGCAUAGUGAAAGUAUUUUCGAUAUGUUCAAGUCUUGUGAUGUUACUUUUUAUUAAGAAGUAAAAUUUUUGUCCACACAACAAUUUUUCUGAUUUCACUUUAGAUUUGGUUCCAUAUCAGUUGGGUGUUCCUUCAACUUAGUUUCACUGACUAACAAUACUCUACAUUAAUGGUUCCGAUUUCCAAAUCCAAAUAUUAUCAUAGACAUGUGUUAACUUAUUUUCUAAUUUUUAUAGAAGGCUAUCCAUUUUUUCAAAACUUUCUGUAGACAUUGUAGAUGCAUUUUGAUUGAAUUUUGAGGUAGAUAUUUAAUAUUACAUUUAUUUAGAGAUUGAUCUGAUGUUUGGGUUUUCAGGAAAGUUUGUAUUUUUUUAAGGAAAACCAUAAAAGUGCUUAGGACUUCAGUAGUGUCAUGAUUACCCGAUCGAUACGCUCAAUUUGGUCCUCUUUGCAGGUCAUGCAUUGUUUGGCUCUGUGGACUAUGUUCCAUAGCAAUAUUGAUUCUGCCAGCUCAAACGGCACAUACUUAAAUCCAGAACAUUCGCAGAAUGUCUCUUCUGACUUGGAAGUGUCCACGUCACACAGAUGACCUUGUUCUCAAACUUUUUGAAUUUACAGGGGUGAUGUAGACCAAUCCGAACUUGGGUAACCCGACUUAUAUCCUGUUUUAGCCCUUAUUCAUUGCCCUAUAGUGGAUUCUACCUUUUGUACCAGAUUAGUGAGUUCCUGUUUGUAUUUCUGGUUUUGACCUCGGCUAGUUUCAUGGAUAUUUGAGUAACUCUGAAAUCCUGACCCAGCUUGUUUAUCAUAUUUCUGUCUAUCUGUAAUCCUGACCUCUGCUACUUUGUGUCUUUCUGUUUAUUGAGUUAAGUCUGGACACUCUAAGGCCUGGUAAUAUUUCUAUUUCUGUUUCUCUUUUUUUCAGUUUCCAUUUCCUACGAGUUUGGUAUACUUCUCGUGACAAUUCAAUGUGCAGAAAAAUAUCUGGAUUUUUUUUUUUUUUUGCAUGGGGGUGAGGAGGAGAGGGCAGGGACAAUACAUACAGUUGCUAUAAUAUCUAAUAUUGUUCUGAUCUAAUUCAAAUCAAACCUGAUUUCCACUUUGGAGUCUUUUUGGGUCUUUUUUUUUUUAGCCGAAAAGAUUAUAUUAAGGCCCAUGUAUGUACCUCAAUUAACUUUUUUUUUUUUCUUUUCUUCUCAAACAGGUCAAAUGUGAGGGUCCAAAGCUGGUGCCAUUCUUGAAGGCCACAUGCGUCUACUUUGUGCUUUGGUUACCAACAUCUAGCCCAUCUUGGUUCAGUGCUCUUAUCAAGUGUCUUCCCAUCUUUUGCCUGUGGGUAUUCCUAUUAGCCCAUGGGGUUAAUUUUCUAGUUAGCCACAGAAGUGCCAAGAGAAUCUUUGCAGGAUUAAUUUUCUCAGCGGUGGGAGACGCCUUUCUAAUUUGGCAGGAACAAGGCUACUUUGUGCACGGUGAGUGAAGUAAAGCUAUUAUCUAUUGUUGAAAAAGACAUUAUACAUCAGCAUUCUACUUCACGAACAGGAAUUAAAUCCAUGGAUUAUUUUUCAAUUCUUCCCAUGUGAGUGGAAUAAAAAAAGUUUGCCUCAUACACACAUAAAAGUAAUGCACCCUACAGCAAUAUUUUACAGUGUGCUAAUGUUGGUUUAUUGGAAACAAGUUACAGACUAAGGUAUUCCUCAAAAAAAAUAUUAUUAUUCCAGAUUUAUAAUAUAAGAUGAUUCAGGUUGGAACAUCUAGAACCAAAAAAUACAAUAAGAUAAACCAUGUUUCACUAAACUCUGAGUUUUAACAAAUGAAAUCCAAAUUGCAAAAUUCAAGUGAAAAAUAGCCAAUCUGUUAGUUGGAAGAAUUUUUCAGAUCUGCACUUUUGACCUAAAUUUAGCAAAUUGGAUUUAAAGACUCCAAAAUUCAUAAAUUUUAUUAAUGUCAUACAGUCACAUUUAUAUUAAAGACAGGAGGUGCGUAUUAUGCAUCUAGUUUCUUUUACUACUCAGAAGAGCAGCUGCGUCGUCUAAAUUCAGUCACUCAAAUGUUAAAUAAAUGCAUUGUGAAACAAACAAAACAGACAAUGGAUGAGCCGAUUCAUUUGAUUCGUUAUCCGAGGGUCCGUCCGUGGUGCCGGAAAAAGAUGAUUGACUGUUCGAGUACAGCCACUAAAUGUUGAUGUUUAUUCACACAAUAAAUGACAAGUAAUAUAAUGUGUUUUGCACUACCCUAGUUUAUUUUACUUAUUAUAAAAUAUUACAGUAUUGUAUAUUAAAGCAAUUUUUGUCUGUUAAAACUUCUUUAACAUUUUGCAUGCCCUGUAUCAUAGCGCAGACCAAAUCAAAUUUAAAAACUUUAUGAUAUACUCAAGUUAAAAAUCCAUCAAGGCAAAUUUAGCCCCAUACAUACAAAAUAACACAAGGUAUCCAAUUCUGAUAGCCACAUCCAUUGCAUUCAUUAAGGGAAGAAUAAAGCUAAAGGAUUGCUGAUAUGUGCUUGGUGUUGCUGAUCUUCCACCGUACGUCAUGCCCAUUUUUUAAAAAUUUUUUUUUAUAUUUGAACUGGUUACUUUGUGUUUUGUGUCCAUUGUGCUUUAUUGGCAUAGAUGUACAGUAUUUGUAUUUUUGGCAGGGGGGGAGGGGGAAUAUAUAAUAGUUUGUAAUAUGAUUUGGUAGAGAAAGACUCUGUUUGAUUACCUUUGUAUUUUUCAUUUGCGGCAGGAAGGCUAGCACUCUAUAUUGAGCAUUGAAGUGCUGGUGUAGUUUGCAUCUUUGCACUUUGGUUUUUUUGCAUGCCCAGUAUCAAAAACCACUUUAGCCUUCAGACAGUUAAAAUGAUCACCCCAUGCUCCAGAAAAGUGUCCCUCUAUGAUAAUGGGCUUCUAUUUCUUUACAGUGACGCAGAUAUGUUAUUGUGCAAGAACCAUGCAUGCGACCUCUAACCCACAAUAGCUCCAUUCAACAACGUAGGGAGUAAAAUCUUUCCCACGUUUUUUUUUUUCUCUUUUCCAGCCAGGGGAAGUUAAAUUCAACAUGCACGGGGGUGGUAGAGGGCAGGAGGAUUGGAGCAGCUGUCAUUUUUGGCAGGCCCUAAAGUCUUCUUUCAGUUUCUACCAUAUAAAUAUAUAUCUAUAAAAAAAAUCUAUUGCUAUUUUACUGGCACAGUUGAAUUUGAUGCUAUUUAUGUUUCUUCAUGGCUAACCUUUGGCACUGCAUCUGUUUUAGACUACAUUCCUUAUGAUGCUCAAGAAUACUUUUUGCUGGCUAAAUGUUAUGGGAAGCAUAGUACAUAACAGCUGAAGUGCCAAAGGUUUGCCAUUUGUGCAGUAAAUCUUUGGGGGAUAUGCAACUUUUUUAGGGUGCCCGAGAUUUCAUAAAAAGGAGGUCUGUGGAUUAAAACAAAAAUUGAGAAUGCAUUAAAGGAACACUAUAGUCACCUAAACAACUUUAGCUUAAUGAAACAGUUUUAGUGUAUCGAUCAUGCUUUUCAGCUUUCACUGCUCAAUUCUCUGCCAUUUAGGAGUUAAAUCACUUUGUUUCUGUUUAUGCAGCCCUUGUCAUACCUCCCCUGGCUAUGAUUGACAGAGCCUGCAUGGAAAAAAAAAAACAGUUUUCACUUUUAAUCAGAUGUAAUUUGUCUUAAACAAUUUUAUCUCUUUCUCUGUAAAUUGAACUUUAAUCACAUACUGGAGGCUCUUACAGGGUCUAGCAAGCUAACAUAUUAACAUAGCAGGGGAUGAGACAAUCUAAAUUAAACAGAACUUGCAAUAAGGGAGAGAUAAACUUUUAGAUGACUCUUUACAGGAAGUGUUUAUGAAGGUUGUGCAAGUCACAUUCAGGGAGGAGUGACUAGGGUUCAUAAACAAAGUGAUUUAACUCCUAAAUGGCAGAGAAUUGAGCAGUGAGACUGCAGGGACAUGAUCUAUAUACCAAAACUGCUUCAUUAUGCUAAAGUUGUUUUGGUGACUAUAGUUUAUUAAUAUAAUUUGAGACAGUAUUGAAGUAAAAGGAAAUAUAUCUUACAGAAAGAAACCCUUUCAAUAUACAUUUUCACUGCCAAGUUCUUAACACAUACAGUUUAACUAAAUCUAAUUCUUUCAAUUUAAAAAAAAAAAAAUUUAGUGUUACCAACCGCUUUGGUUUUUAAGUUAUUUUUUUGUUUAUCAUUAUAAUUAAUUAACUUCAUUAUCAAUAGUUAUUUAUUUUCUGGUUGAAAGUAAGUCAGUUGAUUUGAAUAAAAUAUGUGGUUAUAGUUUACAGAUUUGAUUUCUGGACUGUAUAUCAAUAUUUUAAUUUGCCUGUUUCAUUUUAGCUUUACAUUUCUUUUUGUUUAUUUUUAUUUAUUUAUUACUGGUAUUUAUAAAGCGCCAACAGAUUCCGCAGUGCUGUACAAUUAGUGGAGAAUGUACAAUAUACACAGACAAAUACAAGAGGUAGAGAGAGCCCUGCCUGUAAGCUGAUAUCUAGCCAUUGGAGCUCUUUUAUACAAAGUGCUUAGCUAGAUGGCCCGUGAGCUUACAAUCUUUGCAACGUCUUAUUUUAUUGUAAUUCCCCACCCAAAAAAAUUAACAAACAAACAAAACUAACAUUUAUUUUCAUGGAAUGUAUAACAAAGGUUAAUAUUGUUGGAUACAUUUUUAAAAUUAUUUAAUAUUUUUGAGUAAACGUUUAAAAUAUUUUUUUCAAAAUAUUAAAAGCUAAAAAAAAAUAAAAAAAAAAAUAUAUAAAUAUAUAUAUAUAUAUAUAUAUAUAAAAUAAUACUAAAUCAUUUGAAAAGUUAUCCCAAAAAUAUUAAAUCAUUUAAUAAUCUUAUUUAAAGUUGAGGCCAAACUUUAAAAAAAUAGGAAUUUUAUGUGUCUAUAUCAUAUUAGAGAGAUCAUGGUGCUCCUUGACUUGCACUUCUUCCAACUAGUUCAAAUAAAUUAAUGUACAAUAGCAAAUGUCAAUGUUAUAGCAUGAAGCUUUGAGAAACUAAAACAUAAAUGUAAAAUAGUCACACACACUGCCUAUUGCUAAGGAAUAUUCUGUUCUUUUUGAGAAUGGGGAUUCCAAAAAUGCCUGCAGAAUGUAGACCUUCUUUCUGUAUGUGACUAGAAGUCCACAUAAAUUAAAUUUAGUUGUAUGGUGAAAACCAGCAUUUCAAAGGAAAUUCUGCCAAACAAUGAGCAGCAAAGAAGUUAUUUUUUUUUAAUUGUGUUUUGUAUUGUAAAGACAUUCAAAACUCGAUUAACAUUACACAUUAAUUUGAAAAGAAUUGUGUAAAAACAGAUAAAAAUGCUGGAUGGUUAAAAAAAAAAAAAUAGAGAGAAACAUACAAAUGUUGUUUUUUUUGUCUGCAAUGUGAUUUUGUCUACGUUGUUAAUCAAGCUGUUGAAAUAUCUCUGAGAAGAGCAUAUCUAGCAAGUAUUUAAAAUGGCUUGAUAAGUGUUAGUACCAGUCUUGUGACCUGCAUUGUGCUGUUUGCAUGUUUCUCAAUGGUAUCUUUUGUCUCCUCACAGGCUUGUUGAUGUUUGCUAUUACGCACAUCCUUUACUCUUCUGCCUUCGGAAUGAAACCUUUGGAUUUGAAGACAGGUUCUGUCAUUGGUUCUAUUUCCAUCUUCUUAUACAUUUUGUUAUACUCCUAUCUCUCAGGCCCAUUCACUUAUCUGGUGGCUGCCUACACGGCCCUGAUUUCCUUCAUGGGUUGGAGGGCCAUAGCUGGAGUCCAGCUGUGCAAUGACUUGUGGACAUGGACAAAACUCUCAGCCUGCAUUGGAUCUGUGCUUUUUAUAGUGUCCGACUUCACAAUUGCUGUAAACAAAUUCUGCUUUCCUGUCCCAUGCUCUAGAGCUAUUAUAAUGGCCACUUACUACGCAGCCCAGAUGCUAAUCUCGCUCUCGGCUGUAGAGUGCCGAGAUGAAGAAGAUUACAAAAAGAGGAAAUAAAACUCCCUGGGACCGAUUUUGAAAAAGAGGGUGCAAUACCGCAAACAAUACCUGUGUCUACAGCUCAAAGACUGCAGUUUGGCUCAUCUGACGUAGCACUUCUCCUGCUUGACCUGCAUCCUACAAGUGCAGUUCGGUGAAGCAAAAUAAAAACAAACUAUUUAAAACCGUUAUUAAACUACUCCUUGCAUUGCUUGAGGCUGGCAUCGCGUGAUACUUUCCUGCAAAGUUUACUGUAUACCAAGCUCGCCCUCGACUUUGGCCAGAAUAAAGGACAACGAAACCGUAGUCUGCAUUUUAAGAGAGAGACAAUUACUAGAUACCUUGUAAGUCUUAUUCUAAAGACGUUGCUUGCAUUGCAGUUUAUUUAUAGCUAGGUCACCCAAAUGGUUGGUGAUUUUGCACAAAAACAAAACAACAGAAAUGCACAUUCCCUGGCUGUCGAAAUGACCUUAUAAAGUAUUAUCCUUUUGAUUAAUGAUUUGCCAAGCCUUGUAAUCCAUCUGCUUGAAUGGGAGAUAGAGGUUUAGCAAUUUUCAGUAGUGCUGGCAGAAAUCCAAAGCAUUAUUGCUACAAAUUAUCUGCAUCCGCAGGGAAUAAAUGUGAUGUUUUUGUACUGUUUGCAGGUUCGGACAGUCAAGCAAACUGCAUGCUCCGUUGUUCACAAAUCUCUUCAUGACUGCAGAGCAAUAUUUGGCAAUCUAAUGCAGUGGAGGAAGGGGUCUUAAGGCAUCGAUACCACUGGCAUCUAUAUUAAUUUUUAUAGCAUGGGUGUCCAAUCUGUCUGAUGUUGGCUAAUUUUUCCAGAAUUGUUUGCCAGCUGCUGACUGCUAAGGUUACAAUCCCAUUCACCUACGUACUUAUAUGGUAGCACCAGUCUUUCAGAGGCUGGUUCUGUCUGGGCAUUCAGGUUUUCAGGAAAAUGGAUUAUUAAUUGGAAACUAUUGUGAAACAUCCACUGUGAAAAAUACAUUUUUGAUAUAUUGUAGCAUACAUUAAUACAUUCGACUUUGCAAUGCUGUAAUGUCCAUAUCCCUUUAGUUUAAAAGAUAUUGCAGUUUUGGUUUAUUGCCCCUCCUCCGUUCAAUGCGAGUUGCUGUGUUCCUUGAGUAUUCUUCAGACAGCAGUUAGUCAGUCUAACUGUUUGGAUCAUUGGCAGUAGCCUGAUAUGUGCUCAGAGUAGGGCACGAACUCUAACUCAUAGUAGAGAGGCAGGGGAAUUAAAACCCAUAAUAUAUACCUCCGCACAUUUUACCAACCAGAAUUCAUGCUCCAGUCCCACUGUCUUGCGAUUGGUCUUUGGUGUUUAACAGUUUGGGUCAUCAAAAUCAAAGCAACUAGUGCAUGAUUAGAUGUACUUGCAUUGACAUCACCUCCAGUCUUAAGUACAUACUUUAAAUUACAAACUAAAUAGCUGUGGCCAAUACAAUUGUAUAUUUAUCUACUAAAAUAUAUCCAAAGGUGUUAUUAUUUUUUUUUUAUCUACGUUCCCUUGUAAGGUAAUGAUCACAAACAAAUAAUUUUUCUGCUCCACCAUAGUACAGUAUGUGAGUGGAAUUUGCUUCUCUCUUUCUUUGCCAACGUCAUCAGGACCAUUUAUCAAUAAGGCAAAACAGCCAGAUACAUAAAGCAACAGUUUGUGGUCGGGAGAUUUGUCUCUGAUAACUUACUCUGUAAGAAUUUAGAACUAUAACGUUAAACCCGUGAUAAAAUCAUUGGAGGUUAAUUAUUCUCCUGCCAAGUGCAAAUGAGGUGCCCAUGGCUCUGCCUGUAAUUUAUGCAGGUGCAUAAUAUUUAUCUUUAGACUGACCUAGUGAUUUAGAAUAAUGACCACGUUACAACAUUCAAAUUAACUCAAAAUUUUGUGGCAAAAUAGCCAAAUUGGAAACAUAGUGGAAGCAGAUAAUUUUUCAAAUUUGGCUAUAUUUAACAAUUCACACUUUAGUGAAUAACCCUUUUAAUAUAGUCCCUGGCUCCUGGCAGGAGUAUAACUAACAUGUAACCAAAUGAUGUUACCUCCGUCUCCAUUUACAAUACCCCAAUGGGUAUGCAGAAAUCAGAGUAGAAAAGAUGUAGAGCAACUUAUAUUUUUAAAUUAUUUUUUUUUGUGCAAUAUAUAUUGUUUCAUGCAUUUUUGCUGUUGAUGGUUGCACUUCCCUAAAAUAUGGAGACAAAAUGUGAAAAAUAUAGAAAGAAACAUGUAUUUUAAUUUGUUUAAGAAAUAAAUAUUACACGGAAAACUCAAUGAUCAGUCAGUAUAAUUAUUUAGAGCAAUGCAAAUCCAAUUCUGCUCUAAGAAAUUAACCAGUAUUAGAUUAAAUUACAACUAGUAGUAACGUAUCUAUUUCAAAAUGUUUAAAAGGAAUGCUUUACCCACUAGUCAAAAUGCCAUUCAAAACAACUACAUUUUGACUUUAAGAAAAAAAUGUAAAGGGUCAUUCUAUGCAUAUAUCUUGCAUUGUAUUCAUUAUACGGUUAAACGUAAUGUUAAAGGAACACUAUAGUCACCUAAAUUACUUUAGCUAAAUAAAGCAAUUUUAGUGUAUAGACCAUUCCCCUGCAAUUUCACUGCUCAAUUCACUGUCAUUUAGGAGUUAAAUCACUCUCAAUCUCUAAAUUGAACUUUAAUCACAUACAGGAGGCUCUUGCAGGGUCUAGCAAGCUAUUAACAUAGUAGGAGAUAAGAAAAUCUUAAUUAAACAGAACUUGCAAUAAAGAAAGCCUAAAUAGGGCUCUCUUUACAGGAAGUGUUUAUGGAAGGCUGUGCAAGUCACAUGCAGGGAGGUGUGACUAGGGUUCAUAAACAAAGGGAUUUAACUCCUAAAUGGCAGAGGAUUGAGCAGCGAGGCUGCAGGGGCAUGUUCUAUACACCAAAACUGCUUCAUUAAGCUAAAGUUGUUCAGGUGACUAUAGUGUCCCUUUACAUUUAUACCAAAAUAUUGUAAUGAUCUAAAUGUCUACUUUGCAGAUUUCCCAAAGAUCUGAGCUUUCUGCCAAUGUCACUUCAACCAGGAAAUUGCUAAGACCUCUCAUCAAAUUGCUUGUCUCCCAUAUUAUUCUACAAGGGGACCAGCGAGCAGUUCCAUGUUGUAAGAUGUCUACUAGAAUAUUAACCGUUCAAAAAAAAAUACACUCUUUUUAGACUAAAUAUUUUAGAUUUAAAUAUUUACUGGAUGCAAGUAACUGGUAGUCUUCUUUUUUUAUUAUUUAGGAAAAGUAGAAGAUUUUAAGGAGACAUUUUUGAAAACAUAGUAGUAGCAAAAUAUAUACUUGCAAAGUAACAAAUAUAUGACAGAUAACCUCUUUAGAAUGCUAAGAAUAAUUUAUAAUUAUCAUGGGAUUGAUUUAUUAUCAUAUUUAAACACAGCCUACAUUUAAAACGAAAACCAAUUUAAAUUUAAUAGAAAUGUUUAUAGUUCAUCAACUUUCAACUCCCUUAAUUUUUUUUAAUUUUUUUUACAAAUUGCUUGUGCUUAGUUAUUUUAAUUCUUUAUUAAGAAGGUUACUUAGAUAAUUCUAACAAUUUAAACAAUGGAAUGUUUGAAUUCAAUCCAGAAAUCUGUUUGAUAUAUAGUGUAUGCAUAUACAAUUUUAUAAAUUAUACUGGUUACACCUCCUGGCUUUUCAAGCAGACAACAAAUCAUUUUACUUCCGGGUUUGGUUAGCUUAGUCGCACUGAACUCAAGAGGCAGCAAUUACACAGAUCACCUUCCUUGCAAAGACUUCUCAUUGAGAUGCAUUGGGAAUUCUGUGAUUGGACAGUCACAGAAAGUCUGGGAUGGGUUAGAAGAAUAUUGCUUGCAAAGGCAGCAGACAAGAGAUCUACAGUUUUUGCAAGCUGUUUUUAGAUAUAACUUCAAUGAAAAAAUGCAUAAUUAAAUACAAGUUUUCUUUUGGGGUAUAUCCACUAAACAGUAUUUUUAAAAUGUAUUUUGUAUUUGGGCAGUGAAGUGUCCCUUUAAGAACUCUGCAGAUAAUAAAAUAUGGGGCGCCAAAGGGUGUACUUUUUAGCAUUAAUAGUUGAAGAUCUUAUAAUUAUUUUUUUCUGGACAAAAGAGAAGAAUAAUUUUAAGAAAACCUAAAAAAGGUAUAUAUUUUUUUUAACAUAGUGGUAUGCUUUUAACUACUGUUAUGACUUAGUUAUUUUUAAUGUAAAGCAAAGAAUCACAAAAAACAGCAACGUUAGGUUAGUGUCUAUCAUGAACAUAAAAGUGUUGGUUUUUUUUCUUCUUUCACAACUUUUUAAAUAGCUUUCUUGAGUGUUUGAAUACAUGAGACACGUAUUCCUUAAAUUCAACAUGUAAAUAGAUCAGAAAUACAGUUCACAAUCCUCAAAAUAUUUCUAUGUUUAAGAACCAGUAUUGUUGUUGUUUUCUGUACACGUAUUUGAUAUUUUGUUGAUACUAAUAUUUUGUUGCAAGCUGUGAUCUCACCAUUUUUAUAAAUGAAUGGGCGAUGUAAAUUUUGGUUUGCGUUACUAUCCAAGUAUUUUCAAAUGUCUGCAUUAUUAUUCAUUAAAAUGGUUCUUAAAAGCCUUUUUCUCAGGUUCCUCUGCAUGUCAUGGGUUCACUGGACCAACACAGUCUCGUAUGAACAGUGAUGGUGUACGCCAAUGUGUUCCCAGUGAUGGGUAGUUGUAUGGGGGGGCAUUCAAUAAAAUACUGACUAUUACCUGUGAAUAGUGUUAAUCUUGUGUUUGGGUGAUGCGCCAUUUUCUAUAAAAGUUUAUAUCCAGGCACCAUGAACAAAACAGUGAUUUGAAGUGGUGCGUUGUGUCUGUAGGCGCAGAAUUUCUCUUUGAAACGCUGCACACUUGGGGUUUAACCCCUUUGCGUCUGGAGGUGUAAAUCCACGUCUACCAGUGUCAUUGCGGUGUCAGUAGACAGUGAGGAACUAGAGUCCCGGGGCUGGCUAAUGUCAAUUCUGUGCAUAUUUCUAUGCGCAAAAUGUCAUUAUUGGCUGAGGGCAAUUACAUGAUGCUCUCAGCCAAUGAGUGACUGACGGGAUUGACAUUCAGCUGUUGCAGCUAUGCAGAAGCUGGUUAUCAUCACAGCCAGCUGCAUAAGACCUUCAGUGCAUGGCGCAGACCAAGGUAAGAGAGCAAAGUAUUACAAAACGGUUGGUGCUAUUACUGCUGAAUGGUCUAAGGGUAUUCCUGGUAUCCUAACCAUUACAGCAGGCUGUAGUGGUUAUGAUGGGUGGAAUAACUCGUUAAAGAUUUAGCAAAUUAUAUAACGUUCAAGUCAGGCACAGCCAAGGCAUACAAUGCAAAUAAGGAGGAAGAAUAGAAACAUUGUUUCAUUUCUCCUCUUCUCUGUAUACUUUGUCUAUUCUGACAUCAAGGCACAAAGGGAGGAGGUUAUAACAAUGACUGACAUGGAGCUAAGAUGGAGGUGCCCAGUUGCAAGAUAAAGAGGCAUUUAUUCUUCUUUUUUACACCUCAUAAAUUUAUAUUUAUUAAAUACAGGGAUAAAUAGAAAACUGAUAUUUACCCUUUGGUACUUGAUCCUAGCAUCUCUUUAACCAUGCAACUCUUGGAUAAGAGGAUUUGUCCUAAAGCUCUGUGGUUCCUAACUCAAUCUACAAUACAAUAUAAUUCACACCGGGCUGACCUUCCAAUUGUCAGGCAGACCCGUUCCCUUUAUCUGGACAGGUCCCUUUGGGCAGUGCCGUGAUUUCCGUCACUGGCCCACCUCCUUUAACCCCACCACUGACAUCCCAAUUCAUAGUACGCUGAUGCUGGAGGUAUGAAUUUGGAUUAGAGAUAAAAAAGCGAGAGAUUAGCAUGGGGCAUGUGUAUUCUUUUGCAUGCAUCAUGUGAGUUUCCCUCCACCACCUCCACAAGAUAUGACACUUGGAGGAGGUAUAACUGUUUUAGUGUUUAGCACGAUUCUGUAAUAAGGCCCAUCAUAAUUGUCAGCACCAAACCCAAUGGACUCCUAAUUCGGAUCUGCAAAUAAUACAUAUUUAUUAAAAAGUCUUAACGAGAGUAGAACAAUUUAAUAACAUUAUUCAACAUUUACACCAUUUUUUUUUUGCUCUAUAAAAGUAAAGUUGGUUUUGAUGAUUGGUCAGUGUCACCUGACUUCAGCAAUGUACAACCCGGCCUAUUCACUAAAUUGGAAAUUGUGUAAAAAUGAGAAUUAAUCUCUAAAUUUUACAUUAAAAUGUAAAAAAUGUCAAAUUUUGCUACUUUGGCAUAACAUUUGCAAAUCAGUUCUCUACAUUUAAAAGUUUACUGAAUAAAACUCCGAAGCUCUUCUAAACUACAACACAACUACUGUCUGCUUCCAAACCCAACUGAAUUGUGUAGAGAAGGGGGGUUAUGUUUGGGAAUUUACUGCAUAGGUUUAAAUGGCCCUGACAUGAUUGAGUUGUAUCUCUGUCUUCAUAUUUCGCUGUCAAUUGUCCUCAGGAACGAGUUAACAUAAUUAUUAAAUCUGUCUGUGGGAAUAAUGCUGGUUUUUAUAGGAAGCACACAAAAUAGCAUUUCUUGGUCCAAUAUGACUACAUCAGUCAUGCCGAUUCUUAAUGCCAAGAUUUUCAUAUGAGGAUGCAAAAAAUAAUUGUGCUUAUCUGUGUGAUUUAAAAACGAGAGAUGCAUAUUGCUGAAAUAGAGUGUCUCCAAACAUCCAGGUUAUGUAAUCCUUAAGAAUCCACUCUUAAAUAAUGCUGUCUUUCACUGCUGAAUCCUUAUGUAUUUAAACUUCUGGAAGUAUACAAUGUAUGCAUUUGCAGGAACUGUGUACAUUUUUAGUAGCUGUUUUGUGCUGAUUUAUUGGAUUUCGCUAGGCUUUAUCUCCGCGUUCUCAUUGUUAAUGACUGAAUUUUGUUACUAUGUAUAUAUACAAAAUAAACAUAUGACCAAUA